AUGAUAGGGAAGUUAGCUGUGUCAGAUUCCGAGAAUUUUGUAACUUCUAGAUCCCGGAGAGAAAAGAAAACAAAGAAAGGACGCCAGGAAGCUUUAGAAAGACUGAAAAGGGCUAAAGCUGGUGAGAAGUAUAAAUACGAAGUUGAGGACUUUACAAAUGUGUAUGAAGAAGUCGAUGAAGAACAGUAUUCAAAGCUAGUGCAGGAACGCCAGGAUGACGACUGGAUUGUGGAUGAUGAUGGUGUUGGCUAUGUGGAGGAUGGUCGGGAGAUUUUUGAUGAUGACCUUGAUGACAAUGCCCUUGAUUGUCAUGAGAAAGGAAAAGAUGAUAAAGUACUCCACAAAGACAAGAGGAAGGUGAAGAAAGCCGCUGUGACAAAACCAAACAAUAUCAAGUCAAUGUUCAUAGCUAGUGCUGGGAAGAAAGCUGCUGAUAAAGCUGUAGACUUGUCCAAGGAUGAUCUGCUAGGUGAUAUUCUACAGGAUCUAAACACAGAGUCACCGCAGAUAACUCCACCACCUAUAAUUAUACCAAAGAAGAGACGAUCUCUCGGUGCUUCACUGAAUCCCUUUUCUGUGCCUACCCCCAAGGCAGUUCCUUCAGGAAAAAUUGCUUCCCCUAUCUCAAGGAAGGAGCCUGCGCUGACUCCUGUACCUCUUAAGAAUGUGGGAGAGCCGGUGCCAGCCUUGGGUACAGACGACCCUGAGUCGGGGGCGAUGGAUUUUGAAGAUGGUGAUUUUGAUGAGCCCAUGGACAUUGAGAAGGUGGACACCGCAGAGCCUGUGGCUGCCAAGUCAGGGGACCAAAAGAGCGAGGCAGCCGAGAGUGUGAAACAGGAGGUGGAUCCCAGGAAAGGGACCAUAGGAAAUUUUCUCCCAGAUGUUUCUUGUUGGGAUAUUGAGCAGGAAGAUGACAGUGUCUCUGCCCAAGAAGUUCAACUGGAUUCCAGUCACCUCCCCCUGGUGAAAGGGGUGGAUGAGGAACAAGUGUUUCGUUUUUUUUGGCUGGAUGCUUAUGAAGAUCAGUACAACCAACCAGGGGUGGUGUUUCUCUUUGGCAAAGUUUGGAUUGAAUCAGCUAAAACUCACGUGAGCUGCUGUGUCCUGGUGAAAAACAUAGAGCGAGUGCUGUAUUUUCUUCCCCGGGAGAAGAAAAUUGAUCUAAAUACAGGGAAUGAAACUGUAACUUCAGUUACAAUGAAGGACGUCUAUGCUGAAUUUGAUGAGAAAAUAGCAACAAAACACAGAAUUAUGAAAUUCAAAUCCAAGAUAGUGGAAAAGAACUACGCUUUUGAGAUACCCGAUGUUCCAGAGAAAUCUGAGUACUUGGAAGUUAGAUAUUUGGCCGAAAUGCCACAGCUUCCUCAGGAUUUAAAGGGGGAAACAUUCUCUCAUGUAUUUGGGACCAACACAUCCAGCUUGGAACUGUUCUUGAUGAACAGAAAGAUCAAAGGACCUUGUUGGCUUGAAGUAAAAAAUCCACAGCUUGUGAAUCAGCCGAUCAGCUGGUGUAAAGUUGAGGCAAUGACUUUGAAACCAGACCUGGUGAGUGUAAUUAAGGAUGUCAGCCUGCCUCCACUUGUGGUGAUGUCUAUCAGCAUGAAGACAAUGCAGAAUGCAAAGACACAUCAAAAUGAGAUUAUUGCCAUGGCGGCUCUGGUCCAUCACAGCUUUGCACUAGACAAAGCUCCCCCGAAGCCUCCCUUUCAGUCACACUUCUGUGUUGUGUCUACCCCAAAGGACUGUAUUUUUCCAUAUAAUUUUAUAGAAGACAUUAGUGCGAAGAAGGUGAAAGUUGAGGUUGCUGCAACGGAGAGAACCCUGCUAGGUUUUUUCCUUGCGAAAGUUCACAAAAUUGAUCCUGAUAUCAUUGUGGGUCAUAAUAUUUAUGGAUUUGAGCUGGAAGUGCUACUGCAGAGAAUAAAUCUGGGCAAAGUUCCUCACUGGUCGAAAAUAGGCCGACUGAAGCGAUCCAACAUGCCGAAGCUUGGGGGUCGGAGUGGAUUUGGGGAAAGAAGUGCUACCUGUGGCCGGUUGAUCUGUGAUGUGGAAAUUUCAGCAAAGGAAUUGAUUCGUUGUAAAAGCUACCAUUUGUCUGAACUUGUUCAGCAGAUUCUUAGAACUGAGAGGGUUGUUAUCCCAGUGGAAAAUAUACGGAAUAUGUACAGUGAAUCUUCUCAUCUGCUGUACCUAUUGGAACACACCUGGAAAGAUGCCAGGUUCAUUUUGCAGCUCAUGUGUGAGCUAAAUGUUCUUCCAUUAGCCUUACAGAUCACUAACAUCGCUGGGAACGUGAUGUCUAGGACGCUGAUGGGUGGACGAUCAGAGCGUAACGAGUUCUUGUUGCUUCAUGCAUUUUAUGAAAACAACUAUAUUGUGCCUGACAAGCAGAUUUUCAGAAAAACUCAGCAAAAAACGGGAGAUGAUGAUGAAGAAAUUGAUGGAGAUCCCAGUAAAAAUAAGAAAGGCCGUAAGAAAGCAGCUUAUGCUGGAGGCUUGGUACUGGAUCCCAAAGUUGGUUUUUAUGAUAAGUUCGUUUUGCUUCUGGACUUCAACAGUUUAUAUCCUUCCAUUAUUCAAGAAUUUAACAUUUGUUUUACAACAGUUCAAAGAAUUGCUUUAGAGGCGCAGAAAGUUACAGAGGAUGAAGAACAAGAACAGAUCCCCGAACUGCCAGAUCCAAGCUUAGAAAUGGGCAUUUUGCCCAGAGAGAUCCGAAAGCUGGUAGAACGGAGGAAACAAGUCAAACAACUCAUGAAACAGCAAGAUUUAAAUCCAGACCUCAUUCUCCAGUAUGACAUUCGACAGAAGGCGCUAAAACUCACAGCAAAUAGUAUGUACGGCUGCCUGGGAUUUUCCUACAGCAGGUUUUACGCCAAACCACUGGCUGCUUUGGUGACAUACAAAGGAAGGGAGAUUUUGAUGCAUACUAAAGAGAUGGUACAGAAGAUGAAUCUUGAAGUUAUUUAUGGAGAUACAGAUUCAAUUAUGAUAAACACCAACAGCACCAAUUUGGAAGAAGUAUUUAAAUUGGGGAAUAAGGUUAAAAGUGAAGUGAACAAAUUGUACAAACUACUUGAAAUAGACAUUGAUGGUGUUUUCAAGUCUCUGCUAUUGCUGAAGAAGAAGAAAUAUGCUGCUCUGGUUGUAGAGCCAACGGCAGAUGGGCAUUACAUCACCAAACAGGAGCUGAAGGGUUUAGAUAUAGUUAGAAGAGAUUGGUGUGACCUUGCUAAAGAGACCGGGAAUUUUGUCAUUGGCCAGAUUCUUUCUGAUCAAAGCCGGGACAUUAUAGUGGAAAACAUUCAGAAGAGGUUAAUAGAAAUUGGAGAGAAUGUAGUCAACGGCAGUGUCCCUGUGAGCCAGUUUGAAAUUAACAAGGCAUUGACAAAGGAUCCCCAGGACUACCCUGACAAAAAAAAUCUUCCUCAUGUACAUGUUGCACUUUGGAUAAAUUCUCAAGGAGGCAGAAAGUUGAAAGCCGGAGACACUGUUUCUUAUGUGAUCUGUCAGGAUGGGUCAGAUCUCACUGCAAAUCAAAGGGCUUAUGCACCUGAACAGCUGCAGAAACAGGAGAAUUUAACCAUUGACACCCAGUACUACCUGGCCCAGCAGAUCCACCCAGUCGUGGUUCGGAUCUGUGAGCCGAUAGAUGGAAUUGAUGCUGUCCUCAUUGCAACGUGGUUAGGUCUCGACCCCACCCAUUUUCGAGUUCAUCAUUAUCAUAAAGAUGAAGAGAAUGAUGACCUACUUGGUGGUCCAGUGCAGCUUACGGAUGAAGAAAGAUACAGGGACUGUGAGAGAUUCAAGUGUCCAUGCCCAACGUGUGGAACUGUGAAUAUUUAUGACAGCGUCUUUGAUGGUUUGGGAUCUGAUAUGGAGCCUAGUUUACAUCGCUGCAGUAACAUCAAUUGCAAGGCUUCACCUCUGACCUUCAUCGUACAGCUGAGCAACAAAUUGAUCAUGGACAUGAGGCGUUGUGUCAAAAAAUACUAUGAAGGCUGGUUGAUUUGUGAGGAGCCAGCUUGUCGCAGUCGAACUCGCCACCUUCCCCUACAGUUCUCAAGAUAUGGCCCCCUUUGCCCAGUCUGCAUGAAAGCCACUCUGCGACCAGAGUAUUCUGACAAGGCCCUGUAUACCCAGCUGUGCUUUUACCGGUACAUUUUUGAUGUGGACUAUGCACUGGAGAAACUUACUACGGAUCAUGAGAAAGAUAAAUUAAAGAAGCAGUAUCUGACCACCAAAGUUCUUCAGGACUACAGAAAACUCAAAAACACAGCAGAGCAGUUCUUGUCCCGAAGUGGCUACUCCAAAGUCAACCUCAACAAACUCUUUGCUGACUGUGCUAUGAAGGCCUAAGGGAACCCCAGAAAUGGGCUGGGCCCCCUGCUGUGGGCUCACUAGCCCUGCAUUUGCUGUUGUGUUUGGAGCUGCGGCCUGUGUUUAUGGGGAAGGGAUAGUCAAAGGGGACCAGAAACAUGUUCAACGUACUGAGCUUCAAAAAAGUUGGGAGCAGCCUUCUCACACCCCCAGAAGAAAUACGAUAGCCUGUGGCCUUUCUCCAGCAACCUCAAGUGCUUGCUUCUUCAUGCUUAGGACUGGAUUUGGGGGGAUGGGGUAUCAGUAAGAGAAGG
Messenger RNA from Suncus etruscus (white-toothed pygmy shrew), 4634 nucleotides. It is a transcript of the gene POLA1, whose product is annotated as DNA polymerase alpha 1, catalytic subunit. The record is from RefSeq and is a predicted model, not a curated record. Gene Ontology annotation, cellular component: alpha DNA polymerase:primase complex. Gene Ontology annotation, biological process: lagging strand elongation; leading strand elongation; DNA replication. The transcript has 37 exons. Gene Ontology annotation, molecular function: DNA replication origin binding; single-stranded DNA binding; chromatin binding. The coding region runs from base 1 to 4359 and encodes 1452 amino acids. NCBI's taxonomy places the organism in Eukaryota, Metazoa, Chordata, Mammalia, Eulipotyphla, Soricidae.